Molecule: messenger RNA, 493 nt
Organism: Dufourea novaeangliae
Lineage: Eukaryota; Metazoa; Arthropoda; Insecta; Hymenoptera; Halictidae
Product: peptidyl-prolyl cis-trans isomerase NIMA-interacting 4
Exons: 4
Coding region: 113-493 (126 amino acids)
Biological process (GO): rRNA processing
Molecular function (GO): peptidyl-prolyl cis-trans isomerase activity; DNA binding
Source: RefSeq, a predicted model, not a curated record
GUUAAAAUAAAAAUUCUAUACUUCACGCUUCCAAAAUUAAUAAAGUAAUGAAGUAAUCUGAAAAAGGAAUUGAUGAUUCUAGAGUAUUAUAGCAUUAACAAAACAGUCAAAUAUGCCUCCAAAAAAAAAUCAAAAUGUUUCAAAAGGGAAUAAAUCGAAGGCAUCGGAAGGCACUAGUGGAAAAGAAGAAAAAAAAGGUGGAACUGCAGUCAAAGUGAGACACAUAUUGUGUGAAAAACAAUCAAAAAUUUUGGAAGCUUUGGAGAAAUUAAAAGCUGGACAAAAGUUUAAUGAAGUUGCUGCUACAUAUAGUGAGGACAAAGCACGUUCUGGGGGAGAUCUUGGAUGGAUGACACGAGGUUCAAUGGUUGGUCCAUUUCAAGAGGCUGCAUUUGCAUUACCCGUUUCUUCUCCUGGUUCUCCAAUUUACACAGAUCCACCAGUUAAAACAAAAUUUGGUUAUCAUAUUAUAAUGGUGGAAAGUAAAAAAUAG